Molecule: messenger RNA, 2528 nt
Organism: Saccostrea echinata
Lineage: Eukaryota; Metazoa; Mollusca; Bivalvia; Ostreida; Ostreidae
Product: Kv channel-interacting protein 4-like
Exons: 7
Coding region: 526-1152 (208 amino acids)
Molecular function (GO): calcium ion binding
Source: RefSeq, a predicted model, not a curated record
CGCGAACACCCGUAUUGGCGACCGAUUCACUUGUUACACAGGAUUGGUCGCUGCUGUGAUUUCAGCCGUGGGUCCAAUCCGCAAUUAGCAUUUCCCAAAGUUAGCUCUCACUUCCUGUGCUACUCUGAGAUUUGUUUUUCUGUGUUGACUUUGGAAUUCUUAGAAAUCUGGCAACCCAGUGUAUAGAAUGCGCAAGUGUGCGGAAAGAUCAGGAAUCUGCGGAUAAUUGUGGCAUUUAUUACUUCUCCAGGAGUCAUUUUCUAAAACUUUCGUCAAAAUGUAAGAAAAAGGAUUGCAGAUUCUCCGUCGAGGUUUAAACAAUUACUAUCGUUAACGAGACUUCGGGCUUCGAUUGCUACAGAGACACUGGUGAAAAAAAUUAUAACUACUUCGUGACAACAAAGUCAUUCACAGCUAAUGUCAGGACCUUUGUGGCAUACGUGUGACAGGAUCUAUAAGAAAUAUUAAUGGCGCUAGUUUGUUUAUAAAAUACACAAUUCUUAUCUGGAAUUAAUAUUCGCUGAUAUGGGAGCCAUAUACGACAAAGUAUUGGAUUCGGAUCAUGACUUGGAGGAUUUGGAAAUGCAAGUGGUUCGUUACAAACCGGAAGGGCUUGAAGUUCUGUGCCGGAAGUCCAAGUUCAGCAAGAAAGAACUCCAGAUCAUGUAUCGCGGCUUCAAACAGGUAGAAUGUCCUACAGGAAUCGUCAACGAGGAAACGUUCAAGGAGAUCUAUGCACAAUUCUUCCCACAAGGCGAUUCCAGUGCUUACGCCCACUACGUGUUCAACACUUUCGAUCACGAUCGAAACGGCUCUCUUAGUUUUGAGGAAUUUGUUAUGGGACUAUCAGUAUUAUCUAGAGGAACUCUCCAGGAGCGGUUACAAUGGGCUUUCAAUUUGUAUGACAUUAAUGGCGACGGUUUCAUCACCAAAGACGAAAUGACAGACAUAGUGUCAGCCAUUUACGAGAUGAUGGGGCGCUUCUCAGAACCUAUGAUUGACGAGAACACCGCCAAGGAACAUGUGGAACGAGUCUUUCUCAAAAUGGAUACCAAUCGAGAUGGCGUUAUUACAUUUGACGAAUUUAUGGACACAUGUCGGAGGGAUGAAAAUAUAACCAAGGGAAUGGCUAUUUUUGACACAGUCCUUUAACAAUGAUAACGGUUCCAUCAGAUGUUAGAACCAAAACUCUUUGGGUUGUUUUCUUGCCAAGGUGAUUGAUACAAAAAUAACCUGAUGUUUGUAUGCGGAAUACUGAAUAACAAGAUUGUGGUGGAAACAUUGCCAAAAUAAGCUCACUAAAUCCUUUCCAAGUCCACAAGACCAAUCAAUGUUUGUCCAUAUCUGCACUUCCGGUUUGUUUACAAGGGGGCGGAGCCUGGCAGAUAGAUGCCUUUUGUUCACCGAGAUCUAGUUUUAACUCCAGUAGUGUGGGAGGUUGACGUUUUGACUCCCUUUUAGUUAUGGUUAAGCCUGGAAUCGAAAUAGCCAUGAAUUCUACCAAUCAAAUUUCAUCACAGUAAAUAUUAGUUUGUAGCAUUUUAGCUUAUUGAGCUGCCUGUGCAAAAAGACAUUCGAUUGUUUCAUGGCUUUCUUAAGGCAUGAUCUAUAACAUGCCUUUUAUGGAUGGUGCAAUUCAACGAGUUGUAUUCAAGAAUGAAAUGCAUGUAUUUGAAAAAAAAUCAAAAAAAUUUCAAGAGGGCAUCUUUGCACUGGGCAGUUCAAAUAAAUAUUUAACUUGUAUGCGUAAUAAAACAAGACAUUAUACUCGAUCACAGUAUGAUUUUUUCAUCAUUCAUUGUGGAAAAAAAACAUUUAUAAUUCUUGUAUCAACCUUAUGGUUAGUUGUACGAAUUUCAUUUCAUUUGUUCAGUUGUUAAAUGUCCUUGUUAUAUUUGUUUGAUAGACAAUUAAUUACAAACUCUAUUUAUUAUUUAUCUUUGUUCAGAAUAUUGCUUACAAAUAUUGAGGCCAGUGUACAAUUUCGGUGCAUAUUUGUUGAAUUAUUUAGUGAAAUCAGCUAUAAUGAAACCCUUAAUUUUUUUCUCUCUGGAUGUUCAGACAAGAUUAACUUCAUUGAGAUUUGAAUAGCAGUAAUGCCUCAAGAAAUACAUAUACAAAGAAUAUAGCUUGGAUCUUCUUCAUUAUCUACUCUUUCAACAUGGCCUUUUAACCAGCAAAUCUACUGCAAAAUAUGAUUUGUUAUACCAUGUGAUUGAUUGUUACCAUUGCAUUUGUAAGACUAAAUGUAAUUGGUUGUUACCAUUGUUAGACUAAAUGUAAUUGGUUGCUACGAUUCUGUGAUUAUCAAUAGACAUUCCUACCGUUUACCAUGACAUUAAACUGUAGACAUAACCUAUAACCUUUGUCAAGUUAACCUUUAACCUAUGUAGUAUGUUAUUUAUAAAUUAACCCUUGUGUCAGAAUUAUCAUGAAAGUAUCCCACGUUUCCAUUUCUUUAUCGUUUCAAUGUACUUUUUAAAGUAUUGGAAAUUAUUGUUGCCAAUAAUAAAACGUUCUAAAAGCCA